AUGGGCAAGCGAAAGCACGACGACAGCAAGAGUAGUGGAUCGGGCAAGCACAUCAAGAUCGAUGUUGCUAAGGUUGACGACACCGUUGAACAGCCUUAUUUGGCUGCAUUCCCUGGCACCAUGCCCGAAAACGACACCAAGUUCACCAGCUAUCGUCCUGUCAGCAGCAACGACGACAAUGCGAACCAACGCUUGAUUUCUGGAGAGACUGAGAAGGUGGUCUUUACAGGCAGCAACUUUGGCGAGGAUGCACCUGUCAACUACUGCAACUAUAUCGUGGGCACUUAUUCAAAGAAGGAUCAGACAUUGACGAUUACGCCUGCUCCAGUAUUGCGUAUGAAACGAUCGGUCAAAGCUUUGCAGUCAGCACAGGGCAGCAGCAGUCGUUCGGAUACUUUCGCUCAAGCCAAGGCAUCUUUGGGUAUGGCUUUUGGUACUGCCAAGGCCAAGAAGCAGAUCAAGGAGACAGAGCGUAAUGCUGUCAAGGCACAACAAUUGGAGGAUGACUUGCCUGAUAUUCACACCGAGAUCAACAAGUACGAGGGUCCCACACAAGAGGAUAUUAAGCAAUCGAUGCAAUUGAGUCUUCCAAUUCCACCACCCAACAUGGAAGCUGAGACGCCACAAGAAGCUUACGACAUUUCGAAUAUUGUCACCAGCGAAGAAUUACGCCAAGUCCCUGUCAAAGAGAUCCUCAAAGCAGAGUCAUUCAACGAUCUCAAGCAAUUGCUACCUUAUUCAGCAUCCAAAUUUGUCAACGAUCGUUUGAUGAACAUCAUUAAAGCACCGGGAAAGAAGGAUCGACAAGUCGUACGCUCGCUCGUUUAUAUCUCUUAUCUUCAAGCAUACUUGCUUAAUUUGAAGCCAUUCGAUGUCAAGACACGCCGCAAGGUCGAAUCCGCCAUGAAGAAUCCACCAUCCAUGAUCAUUGAUCGUAUUCAAGAACGAUACACCGACAACAACGUUCGCACACCCGUCAUGCAUGAUAAGAUCUUAUGUUAUCUCUUUGUCCUUUGCUUGAACGUGGCAGAUUACACGAUUAUUCCUGAAAUGCUUGCCAUGGAUCUUUCUCUAAAGCCCAUCAAGGUUACCACUCUACUCAGGAAUUUGGGAUGCAAAAUCGACAAGUUAACAGUGGAUGAUCGCAAGUCUUUGGGAGCUUCUUCAGCACAUCAAAAGAAGGCUACGCUUGUCGCCCCACUGAAAUUCCCAUCCGUGUCGCGUGGUAAACGUAAAUAG
Messenger RNA from Lichtheimia ornata, 1239 nucleotides. RefSeq lists its product as uncharacterized. NCBI's taxonomy places the organism in Eukaryota, Fungi, Mucoromycota, Mucoromycetes, Mucorales, Lichtheimiaceae. Bases 1 to 1239 code for a protein of 412 amino acids. Gene Ontology annotation, cellular component: RNA polymerase I complex. Gene Ontology annotation, biological process: RNA polymerase I preinitiation complex assembly; transcription elongation by RNA polymerase I; nucleolar large rRNA transcription by RNA polymerase I. The record is from RefSeq and is a predicted model, not a curated record. The transcript has 5 exons. Gene Ontology annotation, molecular function: DNA binding.